This is a messenger RNA of Gongylonema pulchrum, 504 nucleotides long. The record is from the annotation of a GenBank genome assembly. NCBI's taxonomy places the organism in Eukaryota, Metazoa, Nematoda, Chromadorea, Rhabditida, Gongylonematidae.
UAUUCGACAGUUUAUACGAUGCUCCCGGUGUUUUCAUUGGUUGUUGACCGCGAUGUAACCGCCCUGAACGCUUUAACCUAUCCGGAGCUUUACAAAGAGCUUGGCAAAGGGCGUUCUCUUUCUUACAAAACAUUUUGUAUAUGGGUUCUUAUCAGUAUUUAUCAAGGGUCAGUUAUUAUGUACGGAGCAUUGCUGGUCUUCGAUUCCGAUUUCAUCCAUGUCGUUUCGAUUAGUUUCACAGCGUUAAUUGUCACUGAAUUGAUCAUGGUUGCCCUUACGGUGCAUACCUGGCAUUGGGCUAUGCUUCUGGCACAGGCGCUUUCACUAAGUUUGUAUGCGGGAUCUCUGCUGCUUUUGGAUAAUUUCUUCGAUCGUCAGUUCGUCACAACAUGGAUCUUUCUGUCCAAAACAACAGCCAUCACAGCUGUCUCCUGUCUUCCGCUUUACAUUAUCAAAGCACUAAGAAGACGCUUCUCGCCGCCCUCCUAUGCGAAAGUGAACUGA